Messenger RNA from Salvia hispanica, 1331 nucleotides. NCBI's taxonomy places the organism in Eukaryota, Viridiplantae, Streptophyta, Magnoliopsida, Lamiales, Lamiaceae. The record is from RefSeq and is a predicted model, not a curated record.
UCUCAAAUAAUUGCUCAGAAAAUUCACCCCAACACUUGAACUGCAGUAACAACAUGAUUUCCGACUCCGACCAACAAAAUCUCCGACCAUCGCCGCAUGUUCUGAUUUUCCCGAUGCCGGUGCAGGGCCACCUCAACUCCAUGCUAAACCUCUCCCAUCUCUUCUGCCUAGCCGAAUUCGACGUCACCUUCAUCAUCUCCGACUUCAGCCACCGCCGUCUCCUCCAACAUCGAAAAUCAAUGGAUGGAUUAAUUGAAAGCAUACCGGGAAUGGAAGGUUUCAUAAGAAGGCGUGACUUGCCGAGUUUUUACCGUGUCGAUGACCUAAACGACCCCAUUCUCAAGGACAUUGUAGCUGUAACGAUGCUGAUUAAGAGGGCGCAAGUUGCCAUAUUCAACACUUGUGAAGAUUUAGAGGGGCAUAUAGUUGCAGAGGUACGUAAACACGUGCCAAGAGUUUUCUCCAUCGGCCCAAUCCACGAGCAAGUGAAAUACAGACUCAUGGAGAAGAAGACGGAGUCCUCGAUAAUCACGGCCAGCCUAUGGGCGGAAGACUGGGGCUGCAUCGAUUGGCUGGACGCGCAGCCGCCUAAAUCCGUCAUCUAUGUGAGCUUUGGGAGCUUAGCACUUGUGACGAGAGAGCAAGUGUUAGAGCUCUUGCACGGCUUGCUCGACAGUUCGCAGAGGUUUUUGUGGGUCAUGAGGCCGGAUUCCAUCACCGGGAACGAUGGAGAGGAUCCAGUUCCGGUGGAUUUAAAGGAACUUGUUAAAGGGAAGGGUUUGGUUGUAGAGUGGGCCCCACAAGAGAAGGUGCUCAACCACCCUGCAGUCGGAGGCUUUUUGACGCACAGUGGAUGGAAUUCGACUCUUGAGAGCAUUGCUGCUGGCGUGCCGAUGGUGUGCUGGCCAUAUUUUGGGGAUCAAACGAUGAAUAGUAGGUUUGUGAGUGAGGUUUGGAAGAUCGGAUUGGAUAUUAAGGACACUUGUGAUAGAAAGAUUAUUGAGAAUGCAAUUAGGAAUUUGAUGGAAGUGAGAAAGGAUGAGUUUAUUGAAAGGGCUGAAAAUUUGGCUAAACUUGUGAAAAUGACUGUUAGUAAAGGGGGUUCGUCGUAUAAUAAUCUAGAUUACUUAAUUCAGUAUAUCAAGUCGUUGGUGAUAUAGUUAUGUAUUGCCAAUGGUAUUAAUUGGUAUUGAGUAAGAGUCAGGUGCACCCAAUUGUGCAGUAUAUAAGUAUGUGAAAUUAUGAAUAGUACCUAGUGGAUGACUAAAGAUUAUUGUACCACAAAUUGAUUUGAACUCCCAUUGUGUUAUGAUACGUGGAACUUACUCAAA